Cynara cardunculus var. scolymus (artichoke) is the source of this 903-nucleotide messenger RNA. RefSeq lists its product as uncharacterized. Bases 357 to 818 code for a protein of 153 amino acids. The record is from RefSeq and is a predicted model, not a curated record. Lineage: Eukaryota; Viridiplantae; Streptophyta; Magnoliopsida; Asterales; Asteraceae. The transcript has 3 exons.
UUAGCUAGGGGACUCCAACAAACCCUUCAAUUCUGCCCCUUUUUCUUUGGAACCAUUCUUGGUCAAACCGGCACUCGCCGGAUAAUUUUCCAGAUUGGUUCUUUUCAAGAUUUUUCCGGUGAGGGAGAUCUGCUGCCAAUUCAGGUGUCGUAACCUUCAAUGGUCUUCAUCUGCCACACUUUUUAUUGCCAGCUCUUGUAGACAUGGGAAGAAAACUAGAGCAUGCCCAUUUUUCAACUAGCAACAAAUUGACAUUUCUGGGUAUCGAUUCGUGGAAGAACAUAUCUCAAAGAAUCAUUAGACGUGCCUUUUGUUGGUAUUGUUAGCUUCGAGAUCGACUCGAUCGAUAAAUAACCAUGCUCGAAAACCACCAUCUAGAAUUCAUCAAACAGACAAUGUUGAAGCAUGAAGAUACUUUCAGACAUCAGGUAAGGGAACUUCAUCGGUUGUAUCAUGUCCAAAAGAAUCUGAUAAGUACUUUGAGAAACGAUACUAAACUAGAUACUACGUCUGUUCCAAAUGCUACUACGGACAAUGGGAAUGAAGAUUUAGGUGUUGAUCUUUCAAGACACGCCAAGGAAUGCACGUUAUAUGGAGAGAGUAGCGGGGACCAAACGGGAUGUAAUGAUGUGGAACUAACGUUAAGUAUUGGACCUAGCACUAGUAUAAGAAGAUCACAAAGCUGUCUCCAUCAAACCGGAGACAACGACUCUGAGGUCACAACGAAAACGAAUUUGGCAAAUUCAAGCACAUUGUACAAUCAAGAUAGCAAGAGACCACAUUGGCUUUUUCAAGAUCUAAGCUUAAAUAGAACAUAACACAAUUUUUAUUUUUUUGGGAGUUUUUAGAUGUGUGUUUUGUAUCAAUUGACUAACAAACUAUACGUACAAGAAGCCAAUUUUA